This is a messenger RNA of Cynoglossus semilaevis (tongue sole), 3492 nucleotides long. RefSeq names its product sphingosine-1-phosphate receptor 3a (gene s1pr3a). NCBI's taxonomy places the organism in Eukaryota, Metazoa, Chordata, Actinopteri, Pleuronectiformes, Cynoglossidae. Gene Ontology annotation, biological process: G protein-coupled receptor signaling pathway. The transcript is spliced from 2 exons. Gene Ontology annotation, cellular component: membrane. The coding region runs from base 745 to 1944 and encodes 399 amino acids. The record is from RefSeq and is a predicted model, not a curated record. Gene Ontology annotation, molecular function: sphingosine-1-phosphate receptor activity.
CUAAAGUGCCAUAAAACACUAAAUGUGCAGGCUAGUGACAAAGUCCAUUUGUUCAUGGAAAAGGUAUCGGGAGCUAGAACCCAACGUGUGUUAGCUACUGGCCAACACAGCACACAUUAGUCAAACCAUGGUCACCCCCAUCAAACAGAAAAUACAGUUAUACAUUUGUGGUUUGGUUCAUUUGAGUAUGUCAGUUAAUGCAAAGUUUCCUCACACACUACAAUGCCAGGGCCGUCAAGCGUAACAAAGAUACACCUUUUCUACAGGAGUGUUGAGUACAAAAAAAUGAAGCGUUGACUGAAAGCAAAUCGAAGCGGCCACUACUGAAAUAUCGUAUCGUCAUCACACGUGGCUGUGUUCGGUAUAUCCUUGAUGAAAAGGUCAGGAAAGGUCCCGCCCCAUCAUCCUCCUCAUCAGCACCGUCAUCAUGAGGGGGGAGGAGUGAACACUGGGUAAAGAGAGCCACGGAGCAAAGAGGAGAGGAGAGGAGGUCUGAGGACAAGAACACAUCACUGAUCUCAAAGAAAAUCUCCAAUAUUUUUUAUCGAUCUGUGGAAACUUUUUUUGUAUUCCAGCAGCGUGACAUCGCCGAGAUGGAAUCCAAAACGUCCAAGGGUCCCAGAAGAGUCUGUGAAGAGGUUCCACCAAUACUGCGUGGCUGAGCAGCCUGACCUCCCUUCACUGUGUCCAGUGCUGUAGCUCCCUCUGCUGUGUGACCAGGGAAGGUCAGGAAGGGCCGGAAGUAUGGCAAACAUACUGGAGGAAGGAAUGAAUAUAGUCAUCGUCAAACACUACAACCACUCAGGGAAGUGGGAUCGACCUCGCAGCAGCGGGACGUGUAAGAUGGCGGUGCUGCUGUUCAUCUGUGUGCUGAUUGUACUGGAGAACGUCACAGUUUUACUCGCUCUCUGGAGAAACAAGCGCUUCCACAGUCGAAUGUAUAUCCUCAUAGGGAACCUAGCGCUCUCGGACCUCCUUGCCGGUGUGGCCUACGUCGUCAAUAUUUUUACCUCAGGACGUAACACCUACUUUCUGACGCCCAUACAGUGGCUGGCCAGAGAGGGGAGUAUGUUCGUGGCCCUCAGCGCCUCCACGUUCAGCCUCUUGGCCAUUGGAAUUGAGCGACACAUGACUAUGGUGCGUCUGCGCCCAUGUGAGGCGGCAGGUCGAGGGAGACUGUUGGGUUUGCUGGCGGCCUGCUGGCUUGUGUCAGUGCUGCUCAGUGCCUUGCCCAGCCUGGGGUGGAACUGCCUGAAUAAUAUGACCUCCUGCUCCACAGUGCUACCGCUCUACGCUAAGAGUUACGUGGCUUUCUGCAUCAGUGUCUUCAGCGCCCUGUUGGUGGCCAUCAUAAUCCUUUACAUCAGGAUCUAUCGCCUGGUGACCUCCAGUGGUCGCAGGGUCAGCAGUCGACCUUCGGAGCGCUCACUGGCUCUGCUGAGGACAGUGGUCAUCGUUCUUGGAGUGUUUGUCGUAUGUUGGGCUCCACUGUUCCUCCUGCUGUUGCUGGAUGUGGGCUGCAGUCCAGACAAUUGCCCUGUGCUCUACCAGGUGGACUGGUUCAUCGCCUUAGCUGUUCUCAACUCUGCUCUCAACCCUCUCAUAUACACCCUGUCCAGCAGGGAGAUGAGGGCUGCCUUCUUCCGGCUGCUUUGCUGCUGCCAGAACAGCUUAGAUUCCACCGGCGCCCCUGUAGUGGGCACCCUCAACCUGGGCACCGUCAUACCCACGGCAGAGAACAGCAAGUCCAGUUUGGGUGGAGUCGCUGGCAGUGGGGCCUGCAAGUCCACGCUACAGAGAGGAAAGAUUCCCACACCUCUGAGCUCUGAACACAAGCACGGGGGUCCUUCUGCCACGGCUGUAGCCCACCACUCUGGGCCUACAGACCUGCUCUCUGCAGUGUUGGUCAAAGCUGUGGCGCUGCCGCAGCUCAGCAAGUUCUGAGCAGAAGCACUUAACGGCCUUUCAGUGGUAGAGAACCAGAACUGACACAGCCCUGACAUCAGACACUUUUUUCUUUAUGCACUACAACCGCUGUAGCAUUUAUGUGAAUAUCAAGAUCUUUGAUCCAGUCAUAUUCCAAAUCAAUGAAACCACUAUUAGUUCCACAUGUUGAAACCACAGUCACUGAUGGAACUGUUCUAGACAGACUGAAAGUAUCAGUUGUUUUGAUUGGCUAUUUCUAACAACAUUAAUUUAAUAUAAAAUAUACCAUCAACAAAUAUUUUUACAAAUACACACAACGAUCUCUCUAAUUUACACUAGUGAAGACCUUUUCUGUUACAAGGAUAUUAAAGUUUUUGGAUAGUUUUUGUGAAAUACAAUGUUGGACAUAAAGAUAAAACACUGGAUUUUUCUAAAUCCAACAGGGUGUUUGUCCAUAUGUUCAUUGACCAUUACUUGAAAAAUCAAGUGUUGGACGAGACCGUUAGCUUCACACACAGUCGUCUGUGUGCCACAGACGAAGCUGCGGCACGGCUACGUUUAUGUACUGUGUACAGGAAGUGAUUCGUUUUAUGUCCAUGCUGACAAAAGGAGGAAGCACAACAGCCGCAUAACUGUAGCACAAGAAGACAAUUUGGCUGAGAAAAUAAAGACGGGAAAUGCUUGUGUUUCAAUUGGAGUUUCCUUCCAAAAUAAAAGCACAAGUACAUAACUGAAAAUAUAUGAAACUCUUCCGUCAGGGAAACAGAUGGAUGUAAACAGGUCCCGCAUGUUAACAGCUGUCAGUAUAAGUUAUUUAAUACUGAUCGUUCUGACUGUGUGGUUACUUAAUAUUUUACCGCAUGGAUUGAAAACAAAUGAUUUUUUUCUUCCUGGUAUGUUAUGGACAAACUCUUUUCUUCAAGCCUCUUAAUACUAUAAACAGUUGUAAACUAUAAAGUAUUUAUGCAUAAACUCCCCAAUGGUACUUACAUUAUAAAAAAUAUUUUGUAUUAGUUAUGCACUGAACAAGCAACUAUGGCAAAAAUGAUGGCUUUAGCGCUCUUUUUUGGACGAAAUUGCGACCUCGCGAGGCCGGGAUGGUCAUUACACACCCUCAGACAAGAAUGUCAGAUGAAUGGCAUCGUUAGACUUUUACCACUAGUGGGCGAGAGUGUCAAGCUUCUCCUGAACGUGGUGCCGCAGGGAAAGCGAAAAUUAUACACGAGUGUAAUUUUUAAAUUGUAUUCUUUUUCUUUACAAAUGUGAAGUUUGGUCAUGUAACAUGUAACUCGGUUUGUCCACAGUCGGGUUCUUAGCUCCUCUGUGACAGAGUCAAUCUUAUAUUUUCCUCAGCACAUUUAGAAACCACUCGUGUCGACAAACCACUAGUGAAUAAUAGAAGUGAAUGAUUUCAUGUUGUUAGACGGGAAAUGACAUUUGUGCCUGGGUUGAUUAAGUGCCUUGUACAAAGAACAACAAAAAUAACAAAAAUAGAAAUCCCAUUCCAUUUUUUUUUUUACGAGACUAUGCAAUCGAUUAUCUUUUAUUAAAUGUCUAUGAACUUCU